AUGGAACAUAAACUACAACAGAGGGACAAAAACAGGCCCAGCUACUUUGGCAACGUCAAGACCAGGUCAGACCUGCGAUUAAACCGUUUAUUGGCUAAAAAUUAAGAAAAGCACUGCUUAGACUUGUUGUGAGUGAUGCAUUGUUUAGUUAUUCCCAGAAUGUGUCAGCCUGUACAGUGUUUCUCUCCCGAGAUGAAGUGUUGAGGUGAAGGGAGCACUGCAGCACAAAACACGCGAUGUACCGUAUACAGCACUCAUCACCAUUUUUUUAUAUAGUCACUCUUGUGAAUGUACUUCUCCUUUGAAAAAACAAACACAAACAGUCAUGGGCAUUACGUGGGAGAGAGGAGUGCAGGUGCUUGCCAGGAACAGCAACAGCCUAUUCCGAACUCCCACAAUCCUGCAUGAAUCAACAAAAUAUAAACGCAACAUGCAACAAUUUCAAAGAUUUUACUGAGUUACAGUUCAUAUAAGGAAAUCAGUCAAUUGAAAUAAAUUCAAUAGGCCCUAAUCUAUAGAUUUCACAUGACUGGGAAUACAGAUAUGCAUCUGUUUGUCACAGAUACCUUUAAAAAAAAAGUAGGGGCGUCGAUCCAGAGCAUUCCAAACAUGCUCAAUGGGUGACAUGUCUGGUGAGUAUGCAGGCCAUGGAAGAACUAGGCCAUGGAAGAACUGCAACAUUUUCAGCUUCCAGGAAAUAUGUACAGAUCCUUGCGACAUGGGGCCGUGCAUUAUCAUGCUAAAACAUGAGGUGAUGGCGGCGGAUGAAUGGCAUGACAAUGGACCUCAGGAUCUUGUCACGGUAGCUCUGUGCAUUCAAAUUGCCAUCGAUAAAGUGCAAUUGUGUUUGUUGUCCAUAGCUUAUGCCUGCCAAUACCAUAACCCCACCGCCACCAUGGGUCACUCUGUUCACAACGUUGACAUCAGCAAACCGCUCGCCCACACGAUGCCAUACACGCUGUUGCCAUCUGCCCUGUACAGUUGAAACUGGGAUUCAUCUGUGAAGAGCACACUUCUCCAGCGUGCCAGUGGCCAUCGAAGGUGAGCAUUUACCCACUGAAGUCGGUUACGACGCCGAACUGUAGUCAGGUCAAGACCCUGGUGAGGACAACGAGCACACAGAUGAGAUUCCUUGAGACAGUUUUUGACAGUUUGUGCAGAAAUUCUUUGGUUGUGCAAACCCACAGUUUCAUCAGCUGUCCGGGUGGCUCGUCUCAGACCAUCCCGCAGGUGAAGAAUGCAGAUGUGGAAAUCCUGGGCUGGCGUGGUUACAUGUGGUCUGCGGUUGUGAGGCCAGUUGGACAUACUGCCAAAUUUUCUAAAAUGACGUUGGAGGCGGCUUAUGGUAGAGAAAUGAACAUUACAUUCUUUGGCAACAGCUCUGGUGGACAUUCCUUCAGUCAGCAUGCCAAUUGCACGCUCCCUCAAUUUGAGACAUCUGUGGCAUUGUGUUGUGUGACAAAACAGCACAUUUUAGAGUGGCUUUUUAUUGUCCCCAGCACAAGGUGCACCUGUGUAAUAUUAUGCUGUUUAAUCAGCUUCUUGAUAUGCCACAGCUGUCAGGUGUAUGGAUUAUCUUUGCAAAGUAGAAAUGCUCACUAAAAGGGAUGUAAACAAAUUUGUGAACAAAAUUUGAGAGAAAUAAGCUUUUUGUGCGUAUGGAACAUUUCAAGGAUUUUUUAAUUUCAGCUCAUGAAACAUGGGACCAACACUUUACAUGUUGCGUUCAUAUUUUUGUUCAGUAUAUCACUUUUCUUUUUUAUAUGCCAGGCAAAAUCAUAGAGAAUCAUAGCUGAUUGCCUCAAAAGGGUAUCAACUCAGGUGACACACAAUUUCUACUCUAACCCUAACCGAUAUAAAUAGGGUCAGUAGUCUUCCCUACCACCAGUAUCCCUUCUGUUCUGACUCCCCACCAGACUGGGGUCCAAGCUCCCUCCUGGUGUCGCUCAGCCCCCCGGCCUCAUCGCAGGCCCCUCGGAGACAGGGCCUCAGACCGGCCCAACCAAGGAGGCCAGGGGCAGCGGUCAGUCCCACCGUGCCGUGGGGCGUCCCCUUGACCACGUCCGCCACAUCCGGAACCCCCAACUGCGCCAGUAUUACCUCCAAGGUGAGGUAUCUCUUAACAUGGUUAUAUAGAUAUCUAGGACAGCCUGUGCUUUGUUUGCCCCAGUAGGGGCUUGGUAGCUGCAGUAGUUCCAUAUCCAAUUAUUUAUAUGGCGUUUAUAAAUGUGUUGUGUAUUUUCGUCGCAAACAACCUACAGAAUGACAGAUAACACACUUAAAGGAAGGUUGGUAAGGAGAAUUCCUCUCUAGCAUUUAUUCAACUUAUGAGGAAUUGCAACACUGCAGCUAGGAAUGACAAUUAUACAACAUACAGUACCAGUCAAAAGUUUGGACACACCUACUCAUUCAGAAUAUUAGUGAAGACAUCGAAACUAUGAAAUAACACAAAUGGAAUCAUGUAGUGACCAAAAAAGUGUUAAACAAAUCAAAAUAUAUUUGCCACCCUUUGCCUUGAUGACUGCUUUGCACACUCUUGGCAUUCUUUCAACCAGCUUCACCUGGAAUGCUUUUCCAACAGUCUUGAAGGAGUUCCCAAAAAUGCUGAGCACUUGUUGGCUGCUUUUCUUUCACUCUGCCGUCCGACUCAUCCCAAACCAUCUCAAUUGGGUUGAGGUCGGGGGAUUGUGGAGGCCAGGUCAUCUGAUGCAGCACUCCAUCACUCUCCUUCUCUCUCUUCUUCUAAUUGGUGUCCUUUAGAAGUGCUUUCUUUGCAGGAAUUCAACCAUGAAGGCCUGAUUCACACAGUCCCCCCUGAACAGUUGAUGUUGAGAUGUGUCUGUGACUUGAACUCUGUGAAGCAUUUAUUUGGGCUGUAAUUUCUGAGGCUGGUAACUCUAAUGAACUUAUCCUCUGCAGCAGCGGUAACUCUGGGUCUUCCAUUCCUGUGGCGGUCCUCAUGAGAGCCAGUUUCAUCAUAGUGCUUGAUGGUUUUUGCGACUGCACUUGAAGAAACUUUCCAAGUUCUUGAAAUGUUCUUUAUUGACUGACUUUCAUGUCUUAAAGUAAUGUUGGACUGUGUUUUCGCUUUACUUAUUUGAGCUGUUCUUGCCAUAAUAUGGACUUGGUCUUUUACCAAAUAGAGCUAUCUUCUGUAUACCCCCCUACCUUGUCACAACACAACUGAUUGGCUCAAACGCAUUAAGAAGGAAAGAAAUUCCACAAAUUAACUUUUAGCAAGGGACACCUGUUAAUUGAAAUGCAUUACAGGUGACUACCUCAUGAAGCUGGUUGAGAGAAUGCCAAGAGUGUGCAAAGCUGUCAUCAAGGCAAAGGGGGGCUAUUUGAAGAAUCUCAACGCUUAGUGGUUAAGAGCGUUGUACCAGUAACCGAAAGGUCGCUGGUUCUAAUCCCCAAGCCGACUAGGUGAAAAAUCUGUCGAUGUGCCCUUGAGCAAGGCACUUAACCCUAAUUGCUCCUGUAAGUCGCUCUGGAUAAGAGCGUCUGCUAAAUGACCAAUUUAUUUUAAUUUAAUUUAACUGUAGAGGUGCAAGUUUUGUAAUAAGUUGCUCGGUUUCACACUAGGAAACAAUUAUCCAAGAACUGUAGAGAUUGCAAGAUGCCUUCUGCCUCACGUAUUCUAUAUUGUAGUAUUUCUUUAGGAUUAUAUUCAGUACCGAGGGCACUGACACAGAACUUUGAUAUUCUCUUUUGGGAUUUUACUUCUGGUCUAGGUUGUAGCACACAAACACUCACAUACACACACACAGUGUGUCAGCGCGAACACAGCUGCUUUGUUGCAGUCAGGCCUGACGUUCAAGGAGAAACCUCAGUACCUUUAAUACAUCUCCAAAACAUCCAUAAUGUCUCAUGUGCCUCAGGAGAUGCCACAUUUUGUAAAGAUGCACGCCACAUACAGGGCUAGAUUUAAGGGAGUUAUUUUGCAUGAGUUAAAAUGAUAUACAGGACCACAAACAAGUAGAUUCGGAGAAACAGCUGUUGUAUUUCAGGAGCAGAGAGAAUUGGUGGAAAGAGUCAUCAUCCAUUGCUUAUCAACGCAAUGUUUUUACAUCUUGCCUUCGUAGAGGCUACAUGGCUACCAGAGCGCGCCACAGCUAAAUCCAAGGAAGAGGGUCAACCAUCUGAUGACAAAGCAGACUGUAUGGUGAGUCACAAUCUCAUGUAGACCUACUCGUAGCUCAAUAAUGAUAACAUGUUUAAGACCGGCUGUACCCACACACUUGAUAACCAAUACAUUGCAUAAUACUGUAUAUAUGGCAUUGAAAGAUGCUGAUAAAGAUGUUCAAAGGUCAGACAAGCUGUAUUUCAGUGAAACAGUGUUCAGAGAUCAGUCCCAGAUCUUCCCUAUUUCAAUGGGUAUCCACAGGUAUAUUCAGAAGCUCUACAACAAUUAUAAUGGGAGGACAGUGUGUUCCAAGGUAUGUGUUGAAAAUAAAUGCUGGUAAUUCUAUUAUAUACAGAUUUAGAAGCUUCUAUUACUACAGCUUUUAAAUGUUUUUAUCAGAUCAUGUCUUUCGUAAAGCAUAUAUGGAUAUGUGGAACUACUGUAGUAACCUAAAUGUACUUAAAAUCAAGGCAAAACCAUGUAUUCAUGUAUAGAAAAUCCCCAUCUAAUGCAUUUCUGUCUAGAAAAUAUACAAUGCCAGUCAAAAUGUUGGACACACCUACUUAUUCCAGGGUUUUUCUUUAUUUUUACUAUUUUCUACAUUGUAGAAUAAUAGUGAAGACAUCAAAACAAUGAAAUAACACAUGGAAUAAUGUAGUAACCAAAAAAGUGUUAAACAAAUCAAAAUAUAUUUUAUAUUUGAGAUUCUUCAAAAAGCCACCUUUUGCAUGAUGACAGCUUUGCGCACUCUUGGCAUUCUCUCAACCAGCUUCAUGAGGUAGUCACCUGGAAUGCAUUUCAAUUAACAGUUGUGCCUUGUUAAAGGUUAAUUUGUGGAAUUUCUUUCCUUAAUGCGAUUGAGCCAAUCAGUUGUGUUGUGACAACGUAGGGGGGUAUACAGAAGAUAGCCCUGUAGCUCAGUUGGUAAAGCAUGGCGCUUGCAAUGCCAGGGUUGUGGGUUCGAUUCCCACGGGGGGCCAGUAUGAAAAAUGUAUGCACUCACUAACUGUAAGUCGCUCUGGAUAAGAGCGUCUGCUAAAUGAUUAAAAUGUAAAAUGUAAAUGUAAAAGACCAAGUCCAUAUUAUGGCAAGAACAGCUCAAAUAAGCAAAGAGAAACGACAGUCCUCAUUACUUUAAGACAUGAAGGCCAGUCAAUCCGGAAAAUGUCAGAAUUCGCAAAAACCAUCAAGCGCUAUGAUGAAACUGGUUCUCAUGAGGACCACCACAGGAAUGCAAGUCCCAGAGUUACCUUUCUGCUGCAGAGGAUAAGUUCAUUAGAGUUACCAGACUCAGAAAUUGCAGCCCAAAUAAAUGCUUCACAGAGUUCAAGUAACAGACACAUCUCAACAUCAACUGUUCAGAGGAGACUGUGUGAAUCAGGCCUUCAUGGUUGAAUUCCUGCAAAGAAACCACUACUAAAGGACACCAAUAAGAAGAAGAGACUUGCUUGGGCCAAGAAACACGAGCAAUGGACAUUAGACCGUGGGAAUUUGUCCUUUGGUCUGGAGGCCAAAUUGGAGAUUUAUGGUUCCAACCACCGUGUCUUUGUGAGACGCGGUGUGGGUGAACGGAUGAUCUCCGCAUGUGUAUUUCCCACCGUAAAGCAUGGAGGAGGAGGUGUUAUGGUGUGUGGGUGCUUUGCUGGUGACACUGUCUGGGAUUUAUUUAGAAUUCAGGGCACACUUAACCAGCAUGGCUACCACAGCAUUCUUCAGCGAUACGCCAUCCCAUCUGGUUUGGGCUUAGUGGGACUAUCAUUUGUUUUUCAACAGGACAAUGAGCCAACACACCUCCAGGCUGUGUAAGGGCUAUUUUACCAAGAAGGAGAGUGAUGGAGUGCUGCAUCAGAUGACCUGGCCUCCACAAUCCCCUGACCUCAACCAAAUUGAGAUGGUUUGGGAUGAGUCGGACAGCAGAGUGAUGGAAAAGUAGCCAACAAGUGCUCAGCAUAUGUGGGAACUCCUUCAAGACUGUUGGAAAAGCAUUCCAGGUGAAGCUGGUUGAGAGAAUGCCAAGAGUGUGCAAAGCUGUCAAGGCAAAGUGGGGCUAUUUGAAGAAUUUAUUUAACACUUUUUUUGGUUACUACAUGAUUCCAUAUGUGUUAUUUCAUAGUUUUGAUGUCUUCACUAUUAUUCUACAAUGUAGAGAAUAGUAAAAAUAAAGAAAAACCCUUGAAUGACCCUUGAACUUUUGACCAGUAGUGUACAUACAUACAGUACAUACAUACAGUAUAUGACACUGGUAACUCCCUGCUCUGUCCCUGUAUCUGCAUUCAAAUAAAAUCAAAUUUUAUUUGCCACAUGCGCCGAAUACAACAGGUGUAGACAUUACAGUGAAAUGCUUACUUACGAGCCCUUAACCAACAAUGCAGUUUUGUUAAGAAAAAGUAAAAUAAAUAAAAAGUGUUAAGUAAAAAAAUUUAAGCAAAUAACUAAAGAGCAGCAGUAAAAUAAAAUAACAGUAAGGAGGCUAUAUACAGGGGGGUACUGGUACAUAGUCAAUGUGCGGGGGCACCGGCUAGUCGAGGUAAUUGAGAUAAUAUGUACAUGUGGGUAGAGUUAAAGUGACUAUGUAUAAAUAAUAAACAGAGUAGCAGCAGCGUAAAGGAGGGGGAUGGGGUGGGGGGGCAGUGUAAAUAGUCCGGGUAGCCAUGAUUAGCUGUUCAGGAGUCUUAUGGCUUGGGGGUAGAAGCUGUUGAGAAGCCUUUUGGACCUAGACUUGGGUCUAGGUCCAAAAGGAGAACAGUCUCUAGAGAGAACAGUCUCUGACUAGGGUGGCUGGAGUUUUUGACCAUUUUUAGGGCCUUCCUCUGACACCGCCUGGUAUAGAGGUCCUGGAUGGCAGGAAGCUUGGCCCCAGUGAUGUACUGGGCCGUAGCACUACCCUCUGUAGUGCCUUGCGGUCGGAAGCCGAGCAGUUGCCAUACCAGGCAGUGAUGCAACCAGUCAGGAUGCUCUCGAUGGUGCAACUGUGGAACUUUUUGAGGAUCUGAGGACCCAUGCCAAAUCUUUUCAGUCUCUUGAGGGGGAAUAGGCUUUGUCGUGCCCUCUUCACGACUGUCUUGGUGUGUUUGGACCAUGAUAGUUUGUUGGUGAUGUGGACACCAAGGAACUUAAAGCUCUCAACCUGUUCCACUACUGAACCUUCUCCUUACUCAACAUGUGACACUGUGAAAUGUGACAGAAAUGUGACAGAAAUAACACGUAACACACUAAUUGCAGGCCUGCGGGUAUGAUCAGCUUCAUACCAUUUGAUGAGAAACUGGACAAAAUGUACAUCGUGAUCUUUUAUCUCCAUACGUGUAUUUUCCUUCCAGUAUAAUGAUCAAACGUCAGCGUAGUGACAUAAUAUGUUGCUAUUUUGUUUGUACCUUCCACUAUGGAUUUGACAUGCAAAGUGAGUGACAGAGAAUAGCCUUCACCACAUAGCCUUCUGAGAAAACCUAUUUGCAUUGUUACCAAUCAUGCGUCCAGCAGGCUACAGAUGAGACCGCAGAUGUGAAGUUCACAGUUAGAAAGAGGAAGUGGGAGGUCCUAGACUGGGCAGAGUAUUAUUAACAGCAGUGAGUGAGUGUGUGUUGUUCUGUUCUGUGUUGUGAUGUUUCUCCGCGCUUCCAUUUUGAAGCACCUCCGCGUUCCCAGGAGUAAAGGCUCUGGCCAAGGCUCAUCUCCCGUGGCGACGUACCCUGACCCCAACCUCAGGCUGGGGCCAGAUUUGGACACUGUCCCAGGGCUUUCUCCGGCCCCAUCGGCCAGCCCACACUCCCCGUCACCGGACGCAGAAUAUGACAAACUACUGGUAAGGAUAAUUUGGAUAAAUGGAUAAAUCUAUUCCACAAUCCAUACAGAACAGGAAGUACAUUUAACAAUGUUUUUAAAUGAUUUAACCAUGCUUUCCUGUCUCUUGUCAGGCCUUUAAUGGAGUGUGCUUUUGGUGUGGUGAAACUUGUUAAGAGCGGCUAAAUUAGCUUAGCGGAGCUGAAAUUGUUCAAUAGAAACGAGAGUCAAUGCAGGACUGGAAAAACUCUUAGCUAUUGGCAAUGAUUGAUUGUUUCUUCAAAUGCUGUUCUUUUGGAAGCUGCUUAGUCAGCUUUCAAUUUAAAGCACUGUUUUAAUGAGUGGAGAAUGCCUGCUUUAAACACUGCGCUAACUGAAGUCGGGGGGAUCAAAAAAAGGGAAUUUCCUCUGCUGUGUUAAAAACUGUGCUUGCUUUGAUUCUCAUAGGAUGUGGAGGCGGUGCCAAUGCCUGAUGGACAGCUCUGCCUACUGGCCCUCCCACCUGAGUGUUCCCUGGGGGAGGGGCCAGCUGCCAUGCCGUGCCUCAAGCUCUUCUGCCGCUACAUCACUGACCGCAAGGUGGGUGGAGACGAGUCAUUCUCACUCAUUCCUCUCUAACCUCUUGCUGACCUCUGUUUCACCACCAACUCACCUCUCUCACCACCCACUCACCACCUGUACUGCACUGACACAAAUGACUGAUGAUUGACUGAAAGACAUUGGUAAUAAGAAGAUUGUAGGAGCUGUAUUGUUAGACUUCAGUGCAGCCUUUGAUAUUAUUGACCAUAAUCUGUUCUUGGAAAAACAUAUGUGCUAUGGCUUUACAUCCUCUACCGUAUUAUGGGUUGAGAGAUAUCUAUCCAAUAGAACACAGAGGGUUUUAUUUAAUGUAAGCUUCUUUAAUGUAAAACAUGUCAAGGGUGGCAUUUCGCAAGGCAUCUCUCUUGGCACUCUAAUGAUCUACCACUAGCAUGUCACCUUACACUGUAAAUUGUCAUGGUCAAGGCAUAUUGAUUCAAUUGUUGUAGAGAUACUCAGCAUUUUCUAACACCACAGUUGACCAAAAAAGUCACGCAGGAUCUAGUUUGAUCUAAUCUUGACUAUUGCCCGGUGAUAUGGUCAAGUGCUCCAUGUCACCCCGCUCCUCAUGUCACCCCGCUCCUCCGUACACUCCACUGGCUUCCGGUUGAAGCUCGCAUCUACUACAAAACCAUUGUACUUGCCUACGGAGCUGUGAGGGGAACGACACCUCCUUACCUUCAGGCUCUGAUCAGUCCCUACACCCAAACGAGGGCACUAUGUUCAUCCACCUCUGGCCUGCUAGCCCCUACCUCUACGGAAGCACAGUUCCCGCUCAGCCCAGUCAAAGCUAUUCGCUGCUCUGGCACCCCAAUGGUGGAACAAGCUCCCUCACGAUGCCAGGACAGCGGAGUCACUGACCACCUUCCCGAGACACUUGAAACUUUACCUCUUUAAGGAAUACCUGGAAUAGUGUAACAGUAAUCCUUCUAAUUUUUACAAUUGAGACAUGGAUUGUGUAUGUUGUCAUUCAGAGGGUGAAUGGCAAGACAGAAAAUGUAAGUGCUUUUGAACAGGGUAUGGUAGUAGGUGCCAGGCGCACCAGUUUAAGUGUGUCAUGAACUGCAACGCUGCUGGGUUUUUCACGCUCAACAGUUUCCCGUGUGUAUCAAGAAUGGUCCACCACCCAAAGGACAUCCAGCCAAUUUGACACAACUGUGGGAAGCAUUGAAGUCCACAUUGGCCAGUAUCCCUGUGGAACGCUUUCGACACCUUGUAGAGUCCAUGCCCCGACGAAUUUAGUCUGUUCUGAGGGAAAAAUAGGGGGGAUGCAACUCAAUAUUAGGAAGGUGUUCUUAAUGUUUUGUUCACUCAGUGUAUAUGUACUAAUGUAUGUGUGUAACUGUCCGUAUAACCUUUUUUGGUUCUAUUGUUCUUAUUUAAAAUGUGUGUAGUUCUGUCCUUGAGCAGUUCUUGUCUAUUGAUGUUCUGUAUUAUGUCAUGUUUCAUGUUUUGUGUGGAUCCCAGGAAGAGUAGCUGCUGCUUCAGAAACAGCUAAUGGGUAUCCUAAUAAAAUACAAAAAAUACCUGCUCAUCUCUCUCACCACCCACUCAUCUAUCUCAUCUCUCUCCUCUCUCACCAUCCACUCAUCUAUCUCAUUUCUCACCUCUUUCUUCAUAUGCUCACCUGUCUCUCACCCCUCUCUCUCUCUCACCAGGGUGUGGUUUCUGGUAUCUUGCUGGUGACGUCCAAUAAGAUGUUCUUUGACCCGUGUAAGACUCACCCGUUGGUGAUAGAGCACGGCUGUGAGGAGUACCUGCUGUCCUGCUCAGUGGACAGCCUGGCCUCGGUCUCCUUCUACUCUGACAUCUCCCACGUGCACUUUAACUCCUCCACACACAGGUCAGCACUGAAUGACUAUGUGCACGUUCAAGGCACACACCGAUUUGGUGCAGCUCUGCACAAAUCAACAUAUCUUCACAAUGCCUGGGAAGGCGUUUUAAUUUAUGAGGUCACUAUAAUGAUUCUAUAUUCUGCGCAGACCUGUGUCAAAUUGGUGUGUCUGGAAUACGCACUAUGACUGGUUUAGUGUGGGUCUUUGACAUUUUAGUUUGUUACAAAACAAGUAGAGAAUCAUUGUACCAUCUAAACCACUGUGAAAUAUAUUUUCAAUAACCAAAAAUAUUGUAUUUUCAGCUGUUUGAAGCUGGUGCACAAAACCGAAAGUAAAAGACACAAAAACUAAACUUAAGAACGGGAAGCAUAGAAAUAGCGCACAUAGAACAGAUCUACCACUUCUUAGACUUGCUUUCAAUGACAAUGACAGAUCUAUAACUCACAUUUUCUAUGUGAAUUUGGUCAGGUCUCCCAAAAAGUUAACAUAUGUUGCAGCUUUAAAUACUGUAUAAUCUCUGAAAUCUAGCAGUGGAAAUGGGGUAUACGAUAUGAUACAAUAUACUUUAUUGUCCAUUUACAUGGAAAUUCAUUUUGUGAAUCCAGCAUACACAAGAAAACAAUACACUAUAAUACAUAUCUGUCCUAUGUCCCAUUGUUCAGCAUCCUACAUCUGUCCCAUGGCCCACUGUCACUUUCAGGCAAUCCUACAUUGUCCAUGGCCCAUUUCAGCAUCCUAACAAUCUGUCCUAUGGCCCAUGUUCAGCAUCCUACAUCUGUCCUAUGGCCCACUGUUCAGCAUCCUACAUCUGUCCUAUGGCCCACUGUUCAGCAUCCUACAUCUGUCCCAUGGCCCACUGUUCAGCAUCCUCCAUCUGUCCUAUGGCCCACUGUUCAGCAUCCUACAUCUGUCCAUGGCCCACUGUUCAGCAUCCUCAUCUGUCCUAUGGCCCACUGUUCAGCAUCCUCACAUCUGUCCUAUGGCCCACUGUUCAGCAUCCUACAUCUGCCCCAUGGCCCACUGUUCAGCAUCCUCAUCUGUCCUAUGGCCCACUGUUCAGCAUCCUACAUCUGUCCUAUGGCCCACUGUUCAGCAUCCUCCAUCUGUCCUAUGGCCCACUGUUCAGCAUCCUACAUCUGUCCUAUGGCCCACUGUUCAGCAUCCUACAUCUGUCCUAUGGCCCACUGUUCAGCAUCCUACAUCUGUCCAUGGCCCACUGUUCAGCAUCCUACAUCUGUCCCAUGGCCCACUGUUCAGCAUCCUCCAUCUGUCCCAUGGCCCACUGUUCAGCAUCCUACAUCUGUCCUAUGGCCCACUGUUCAGCAUCCCCAUCUGUCCUAUGCCCACUGUUCAGCAUCCUCCAUCUGUCCUAUGGCCCACUGUUCAGCAUCCUCAUCUGUCCUAUGGCCCACUGUUCAGCAUCCUCAUCUGUCCUAUGGCCCACUGUUCAGCAUCCUACAUCUGUCCCAUGGCCCACUGUUCAGCAUCCUACAUCUGUCCAUGGCCCACUGUUCAGCAUCCUACAUCUGUCCUAUGGCCCACUGUUCAGCAUCCCCAUCUGUCCUAUGGCCCACUGUUCAGCAUCCUCCAUCUGUCCUAUGGCCCACUGUUCAGCAUCCUCCAUCUGUCCUAUGGCCCACUGUUCAGCAUCCUCCAUCUGUCCUAUGGCCCACUGUUCAGCAUCCUCCAUUUGUCCUAUGGCCCACUGUUCAGCAUCCUCCAUCUGUCCCAUGGCCCACUGUUCAGCAUCCUCCAUCUGUCCUAUGGCCCACUGUUCAGCAUCCUACAUCUGUCCCAUGGCCCACUGUUCAGCAUCCUACAUCUGUCCUAUGGCCCACUGUUCAGCAUCCUACAUCUGUCCUAUGGCCCACUGUUCAGCAUCCUACAUCUGUCCCAUGGCCCACUGUUCAGCAUCCUCCAUCUGUCCUAUGGCCCACUGUUCAGCAUCCUGAUGGCCAUCAGAAUGGAACUUGCCCUGCUCUUAUUCUUGCUGAACAGUGGGACCUUGUAUCUCCUUUCAGAGGGCAGCAGCUCUAAACAUUGGACAAUAUUGUGUGUAGAGUCCUCUAUGAUGCGCCUGGCCUUGUUCCUUGCCUGUCUAUCAUAGCCAAUGAAAUUGCCCCUUGGACAUCUAUGAUAUCAAGGAAUGUUUGUUGGGUCAGAUAUUGCAGAACAUGCAACAUACACUGAGGAUACUAAAAAUUAGGAACAUCUUCCUAAUAUUGAGUUGCACACCCCCAUUAAUUGUGUCUUGCCCAUUCACUCUCUGAAUGACACACGUACACAGUCCAUAUCUCAAAUGUUUCGAGGCUUAAAAAUCCUUCUUUAAUCUGUCUCCUCCCCUUUAUCUACACUGAUUGAAGUGGAUUUAACAAGGGAUAUCAAUAAGGGGUCAUAGAAUUCACCCGGAUUCACCUGGGCAGUCUAUAUCAUGGAAAGAGUAGGUGUUCUUAAUGUUUUGUACACUGUGUACAUAGAAACAACACAACCAUCCCAAUGCAAGUAACCAAACAACAUUGGUUGUUUUUCUGUUACUAGGUGGAAAGGAACUAAAAACAUACAGAAAGCUGGCUCCAAAACUGGCAAGACGCUCCAGGAGGGUGGGCGGCUAAGUCGCAGUAGCCCUCCACACCACAAGGGGGAGACUGUCCCAGCACUGGUGUCUGCUGCUACGUUGGAGCUGAGGUCUGCCCUGGCUCUGAGCCUGGUCCAGGGGGUCUCUGAGGAGGAGAAGAGCAGUGACAUGGCUGAGUGGCAGCUGGAGGGGAAGGGUAGUCCGCUGGAGGAGCUGGUUAUGCAGUCAUCCGGGGCUGUGGGAGUAGCCGUGUUGAGCAGUACUGCCACCUUCUGUUGUGGAGGACAGGAGGCAGCAGGGACAAGGAUGGAGCUGGUGGACAGAGAGGGGAUGGAGAAGCAACAGUCUGUGAGGAAUCAGACACCAGGUAAGGAAAGGAAUCAAGUCAAUAGGUUUAUAUCAUGGUUUUAUCCCAAGCAGUAUUGUUUAGUUGAGGCCUGCUUGAUGUUUGUACAAAGAUGGAGGUAUCAUAACAAAUGCUUCCCACUCUCUUUUUCUUUCUGUCGGUUGCCACCCUCGCUCUCAUAAUUGUUCUCCAUCUUUCCCCCUCUCUUUCCCCCUUUCAAUCUCUCUCUCUCGCUGUCUCUCACUCGCUCUCUCACUCGCUCUCUCUCGUUCGCUCUUUCUCUCUCAUCCUCCCCCUCCCUCUUCUCCAGGCCCCUCUAGACUGUCUUCAGAGACUUCUGGCGGGCUGAUGUUCGUCAGGCUGCGACUCCAGCAGUCCGCUGGGAAGAAGAAGGGUGUGGCUGCAGGCUUGCUGCUGGGGACAAACAAAACCUUACCCCGGAGGGACUCCUGGUUCGCCUUCUCCCAGGAGAGGUAACCGUCUGCAGUCUGGAGCCACAGAAACAAACUGUUUUAGUUUAGCAUUAACAUUCCACUUACAUUCUGUGAACAUUAACACCUCACACUGACAAUGUCUAACAUUAACAUCAAGUUCAACAUGUCUCGUGUAGCAGUUUGAAUUGCUGAGGAAUGCUGAGGAAUGUAGAGACUUUAAGUUGUAACAUUUUUUUCUCAUUAAAAGUCGGUCAAAGGUCUUUAGCACUACAUUUUUCUGCUGUCCUGUCUUGUCGCCUGUAGCUCAGAUGAGCUCUACGCCUACCUGAGCCACUGGAGGCCUGACCUGUGCAUGCUGGAGGGAGGGUCAGAGGAGGGCGACGAAGAGGAGUUUGUACUGGUUGACGACAGGGAAGAGGAGGAGGAGGAAGAAGAAGAGGAGGUGUCCAAGAACCACGGGCGGACUGGGGAGGACUGGGAGGUAAGUCUGGAUUUUACUGGGGAGGACUGGGAGGUAAGUCUGGAUUUUACUGGGGAGGAUUGGGGAGUAAGUCUGGAUUUUACUGGGGAAGACUGGGAGGUAAGUGUGUAUUUUACUGGGGAAGACUGGGAGGUAAGUCUGGAUUUUCUGGGGAAGACUGGGAGGUAAGUGUGUAUUUUAUUGGGGAAAACUGGGAGGUAAGUGUGUAUUUUACUGGGGAAGACUGGGAGGUAAGUGUGUAUUUUACUGGGGAAGACUGGGAGGUAAGUGUGUAUUUUAUUGGGGAAGACUGGGAGGUAAGUGUGUAUUUUAUUGGGGAAGACUGGGAGGUAAGUCUGUAUUUUAGAGUCUUUGAGGAGAGUCAUAAAGAAAGGCCUGAUGGACAUACAGGUAUAGCGUUGACUAUAGCGUUAAGUAAAGACCCCUUGUGCACAUGUUUGCCUGGGGAAGUUUGGGCAACUGUUUAAAAGUUUGAGAAGUGUCUAGUUUAGGUGGGGUCAGGGGUUGUUGUUCGACAUGUGUGUGUCAAGGUUUGGCGAGAGUGGGAUUUUAAUGGGUUUAUAACUCGGUUGUGUGUCUUGUGUUGCAGCUGGUGACAGUGGAGGAUGGUAGUGGGAGACUCCUUCUGGACAUCGACAAAGAUCCAGAGGGACUGUGUGAGAUCGCAGCCCAGAGUCGCAUCUUAGACACAUCGCUUGUCAGAGAGGUGAGUGUGAGCACACAUUCACAGACAAAACACAUGUCAGAACUUCACAAAACACGCUCCGUCUCAUCUAAUCACACACACAUUCACAAUGGAAGAUCAUUCACAGAUCUCAUCCAUUCUUAGAUAAGAAAGAGACAUAAUUACUUAAUUAAUCCAAAAUGGGAAAUUAAUGACAGCUUCUCAUGACGUGUCGCUGGCCAGUGCCACACAUAUAGAAGAAAUUGCACACGUUACUCUUCUUGCCUCUAGUUCCACAAAUGCUUUGACUUGGUCCGGGGUUAAAGUUCAAUCCAGAGUCUAAAACUUAACCUGACUUUCCUACUUCUGCCUCAGGCUCCCUCGAGCAGUACUGGCCUUCAGUCAAACACAGUGCCAUUCAUUUACUGAACCUUCGUGCUGAGUAGAGUACCGACAAUAUUCUAAACCCCUACUGUGGCCAUGUCUCACGAAGGGGGUUAGGUAUGAAGGGGGUCAGGUAUGAAGGGGGUCAGGUAUGAAGGGGGUCAGGUAUGAGGUAGAACACUGGUAGUGACCUCCUGUGGAGAGAUUUAAAGUUCCAAUGCAGCCGUUUUUAUCUCAAUAUCAUAUAAUUUCUGGGUAACAAUUCAAAUCAAAUUUUAUUGGUCACAUACACAUAUUUAGCAGAUGUUUUUGUGGGUGUAGCGAAAUGCUUGUAAACAAUUAAGUACAAUUACAGUGAGGGAAAAAAGUAUUUGAUCCCCUGCUGAUUUUGUAAGUUUGCCCACUGACAAAGAAAUGAUCAGUCUAUCAUUUUAAUGGUAGGUUUAUUUGAACAGUGAGAGACAGAAUAACAAAAAAAAAUCCAGAAAAACGCAUGUCAAAAAUGUUAUAAAUUGAUUUGCAUUUUAAUGAGGGAAAUAAGUAUUUGACCCCCACUCAAUCAGAAAGAUUUCUGGCUCCCAGGUGUCUUUUAUACAGGUAACGAGCUGAGAUUAGUAGCUGUUACGUUCUCCCCUCGGGUUUAGUUCGUCUGAGGAGAAGACGUAAGUGCCUGCGCACACAAGGUAAAGUAGAUGGAUGGGGAAGAAAUGUGGGGUGUAAUGAGCUAAAAUAACCAGACAACAACCAGAUCUCAAGGUUAGCCCUCGGGGGACAUUUAGUAAGAUACUUAAAAUAUACAACACCCAUAAAGAAACAGUAAUGAAACAAAAAUCAAUCAAACAAACCAGGGAAGGUAAGAGAAGGGAAUAUUUGGGAACGGGGUCCAAUUAAUGAAAAUAAACAAAAGGUCCCUCUUCUACACACCUAAUCCUUCCUAUCACACUCUAAAUCCUAACCCACUUUCCUACCUGUUUACCAAAAAAUACAAGGGUGACACCCGCCCGGCUAACCUAGUGUGUAAAACAAUGGGUUAUCUACGUGGGAAUGUACACCCAUGGGCAGAUCUACCUUUCCCUUCUCCAGGACCUAGGUAGAGUGGAAUACAUCAGGAGGACCGGCUGGAACACAAACAAAGAUAAAUUAACACAACCAAACAGCCAAACAACAAGUGUCCGCUACCCCCCUCUUCGAGCUCACACGGUAAACAGGUAUACUCUCGUCAAUCAGCUACAGCUGCCAGGACUCCGGACCGAAGUAAAAACACGUCACACGUAACAGUAGCACACUCUUAAAGGGAGUGCUCCUAAUCUCGGCUUGUUACCUGUAUAAAAGACACCUGUCCACAGAAGCAAUCAAUCAAUCAGUUUCCAAACUCUCCACCAUGGCGAAGACCAAAGAGCUCUCCUUAGGAUGUCAGGGACAAGAUUGUAGACCUACACAAGGCUGGAAUGGGCUACAAGACCAUUGCCAAGCAGCUUGGUGAGAAGGUGACAACAGUUGGUGCGAAUAUUCGCAAAUGGAAGAAACACAAAAGACCUGUCAAUCUCCCUCGGCCUGGGGCUCCAUGCAAGAUCUCACCUCAUGGAGUUGCAAUGAUCAUGAGAACGGUGAGGAAUCAGCCCAGAACUACACAGGAGGAUCUUGUCAAUGAUCUCAAGGCAGCUGGGACCAUUGUCACCAAGAAAACAAUUGGUAACACACUACGCCGUGAAGGACUGAAAUCCUGCAGCGCCCGCAAGGUCCCCCUGCUCAAGAAAGCACAUAUACAUGCCCGUCUGAAGUUUGCCAACUGGGUGAAAGUGUUGUGGUCAGAUGAGACCAAAAUGGAGCUCUUUGGCAUCAACUCAAAUUGCCGUGUUUGGAGGAGGAGGAAUGCUGCCUAUGACCCCAAGAACACCAUCCCCACCGUCAAACAUGGAGGUGGAAACAUUAUGCUUUGGGGGUGUUUUUCUGCUAAGGGGACAGGACAACUUCACUGCAUCAAAGGGACGAUGGACGGGGCCAUGUACCGUCAAAUCUUGGGUGAGAACCUCCUUCCCUCAGCCAGGGCACUGAAAAUGGGUUGUGGAUGGGUAUUCAAGCAUGACAAUGACCCAAAACACACGGCCAAGGCAACAAACGAGUAGUUCAAGAAGAAGCACAUUAAGGUCCUGGAUUGGCCUAGCCAGUCUCCAGACCUUAAUCCCAUAGAAAAUCUGUGGAGGGAGCUGAAGGUUUGAGUUGCCAAACGUCAGCCUCAAAACCUUAAUGACUUGGGGAAGAUCUGCAAAGAGGAGUGGGACAAAAUCCCUCCUGAGAUGUGUGCAAACCUGGUGGCCAACUUCAAAAAACGUCUGACCUCUGUGAUUGCCAACAAGGGUUUUGCCACCAAGUACUAAGACAUGUUUUGCAGAGGGGUCAAAUACUUAUUUCCCUCAUUAAAAUGCAAAUCAAUUUAUAACAUUUUUUACAUGUGUUUUUCUGGAUGUUUUUGUUGUUAUUCUGUCUCUCACUGUUCAAAUAAACCUACCAUUAAAAUUAUAGACUGAUCAUGUCUUUGUCAGUGGGCAAACGUACAAAAUCAGCAGGGGAUCAAAUACUUUUUUCCCUCACUGUAUCUCCCUUUCUUUCCCCUUUUCACGUUAACACUUUAUUUUCCGCUCAUCUUAAACAUAAUAGGUGUCUAUUCUCCCCUCUCCCGCCACUCUUUCUCCUUCUCCAUCUUUCCGUCUUUCUCCAGCUCUCAGCGGAGCUGCCACCCAGGACAGUGGGCCACACGUGGCAGCUGGCUUACAGCACGUCUCGUCACGGCUCCAGCCUCAAGUCCCUCUACCGGAGGCUGAACGGCAGCGACUCGCCUGUACUCAUGGUCAUUAAGGACUCGCUCAAUCAGGUGACCUUUCUAUGUACUCAGAUUUGUUAUUUUCAAGUUACAAACAACCCCCUAAUGUUCCACGCACCACCCUCAAUAUUUUGAAUAUCUGUCUGACUUAGGUGUAAGAGAUUACACAGAAGCGUGUGCCAUAGACUACCUGCUUUUCAUUUCAUUUGCACUAUUUACUUGGACACCCACAGGUCAAGAAUACUGUGGGGUUAGUUUGAAUAACAUACCGAUUUGCAUACAGAGUUUGUUGUGGUCACCUAAUGAAGUCCCCCAUUGUAUGACGUCUGUCUCGUUUGGUUACCAGAGGGUUGAGUUUUGGUUAAUGGUAGGUUUGUUUCUUUGUGCCCCAGGUGUUUGGGAGCUACCUCUCUCACCCACUGAGGCCGAGCGAGACCUUCUAUGGCACAGGAGAGACAUUCCUCUACAUGCUGCUUCCUCGCUUCAAGGUCAGCCAAGACACACACACACUAUGACUCACACACACACGCUAUGACACACACACACACUAUGACUCACACACACACACUAUGACUCACACACACACACACACUAUGACUCACACUGACUCACACACUAUGACUCACACACACACACACUAUGACUCACACACACACACACACACACUGACUCACACACACACACACACUGACUCACACACUAUGACUCACACACACACACUAUGACUCACACACACACACACACACUAUGACUCACACACACACACACUAUGACUCACACACACACACACUAUGACUCACACACACACACACUAUGACUCACACACACGCACUAUGACUCACACACACGCACUAUGACUCACACACACGCACUAUGACUCACACACACGCACUAUGACUCACACACACGCACUAUGACUCACACACACGCACUAUGACUCACACACACGCACUAUGACUCACACACACGCACUAUGACUCACACACACGCACUAUGACUCACACACGCACUAUGACACACACACACACACUGACACACACGCACUAUGAUACUGUCGUAGAAAUAUUUGACUCAAAAGUAGCCAACUCUAAAAUAUCUCUCAAGAAACUGGAGCUUGUGAUUCCAAAAUGUAGACUUUAUUAUUGCGUAACAAAGCCGAGCUGCUCCAUGGAACACCUGCCUCUCCUUGGCUCAAAGAUCUCCUUUUAUACAAAUACAAAUGCAUAGUCAUGCUUACAUAGAAUAUACAGUUACCCCCUUAAGGCAAAUUAUUAACUUCUUUCAGUGCCACACGUUGUUUUACUCACGAGGGCUACUUGCGCUUCUCUAAAUGGGGCCUCUGUAUCUUAUUAGUAGCGUGACUCAAAAAAUUAUGUACAUACGUACGUUAAAGAACAAUCACACUCUGUAUUGACUAUAUUCACUAUCCAGACAUGCAUCUGGAGUACAAAGUAUCAAUCAUGUUCAUUCUGUUUUACCCUUAAACUUUCAUAACACAUUAUAAAACAUAUCAAUUAAUACUUAAACAUGGUUUAAACAUGUAAUGGCCAUAACCCAUUCUCAACCACAUACAUUUAAGCCAAUCCCAAAAAGCAUCCUCCCAGGAUCCUUGCGAUUAUGUGCAUGUGGCUAUGUGUCAGGUCAUAAGCACAAACAAAUGAUAACACUAGUUCCAUUGUUACUCCAAUCUCCACACAGCCACCACGAGGAGUUGUAUCUCCAUCACAUGUCAUUGACAUACCCAGACCAGCUGCAGGGAGUUAUCAAAAGCACAGCGUUUGCACUAAAGAAAUGUCUCUGCUCUGUUUUAACCCUUUAAUUGGUUCUUAAUCCAUAAGCAUUUAAGGCAUAUAGGUGUUUCAUUCUACAACAUAUGUACUAGAAAAUCAUCCAUAUAUUCCCCCCUUUUGGGACCUUCUAAGUCCCAACCAAUAAAACAAAAGUUAACAUAAAAUGAGUGUAAGCAUGUGCAUAUACUUAUUCUUAGCCUUGCCAUCUGUGGUUAAAUUUUUAUAAGAAUAUAUAUUCAGACCAAUGUAUCUUCCUCAUUGUCUGACCCAUCCUGAUGAGGACAAGGAUCCCAGUCAGGUACUGGGUACAAAUCCAAAAGGUUUUCCUCUAAAUUAACCUCCAAGUUUUUCUGUUGAGCAUUGUAACCAUUGCUCCCCUUUUUGUUUUGUUGUAGCAUUUCCAAUAUACGUGGUAGUAUCCUAACACAUCAAAAUAUAUAAGAAAUAAAUGCAACUUUGUUUUAACCAUAAUAUCUAGGACAUGUUAAGAAUAGUGUCAACAAAUCUAGCUCACAUAACAUUUUUACCCAUAUCACAAGUAGUAUAACAAUCAAAAGAAUCAAUAUCAAUAUCUAAUCCAUGAAUUGCAAUGUCAACAUCCUUAGUUAUUAACAUAUGAAUAACUUAUUCAGAUCAAUCAGUCCACUUAUAAUUCGUAAUCAUAAUCAAAUUAAUUACCCAAAACAACUUUAGAAUGACAAUUCUUAGUUAGUCACCUUGGUUCCAUCAUUCAAAGUUAAAACUCUCACCUUGGCACAUAUUGACACUGGCAGAAUGUAUAUUUAUAUUAUCAUAAUUCUAGCAUUAACUUCCUCAUAACGAGAAUUACAACAGAUCAGCAUCUUAAUGCAUUCCUAGUCUAAAUUACUAUAAAUAUAGCAGUGUAUAAUUAGAUUUUAGUCAUUUAGCAGACGCUCUUAUCCAGAGCGACUUACAGGAGCAAUUAGGGAUAAGUGCCUUGCUCAAGGGCACAUCGACAGAUUUUUACCUAGUCGGCUCGGGGAUUAGAACCAUCGACCUUUCGGUUACUGGCACAACGCACUAAGCCACCUGCCGCCCUACCUUUUUAUUGAGGUUCACACCGUUCUGGACCAAAUUAUCUCUGCUAUGCAUCAAGACACCAUCCGUUGCAACCUCGAGAAAGGACAAAUCUUAACAAUUUAGUUGAGUUCAUUUCCAAUCCAAAACAUCCCUAUAAGCAAGUUAUUAUGUUUCACCAAUCAUUCUUAAUACCAAUUUCUAAUACUUGAUCCUGCUGCCUGAAUUUUUUUUCCUUAAGGGGUCCCUGUAUUCCAAAGGCUAUCUGUAUAAAUGCCACAUAUUUCACAUUCUCCCUUGUAUUCUUCCAAAUUCUAUAACCCAAUUGUUUUAUUGUACCACUCCUAUAUAUUUGCUCAUAGUCUAUUUGACAUUACUCUGCCGCUUUCCUUUUCCUUGUUCCUAUUCUAACCACUAAUUGCUUACCCUUCUCUCCCCAUCCUGGUUGAUUAUAAAAUUGUUCAUAUUUAGGAUUUCCUAAAUAUUACAAACAUUCUGCUGGCCAAUAUGGUCUUUCCGAGUUCCUUUAUAUGACAAAAGUUGUGGUUGAAUCAUAGCACAGUCCUAGUAACUGUGGAAAUGUUGAACUACUGUUAAUUAUUUAAAACGGAGAUGUGGUGCAUAUUAGACUAUUUUCUUUAUUUAAUUUUAAUGUAAUAUAUUGUACUCAUCUAUACCAAUCAUUGUUUAACGGCUCCUUCAAUUCCCUUUCUUCUGUAUCUGGUAUGGCUCUAACAUGUACAGGGUUUAGUGCACUUUCCCAAGGAAUAACUACUCCAACAACACUUCCCCCUGGAAAUCUAACACUAAAUACUACAUCAAAUUGUAUAUCUAAAUCUUGGGCUGUUCUCCUCAUGUCUAUGAUAAUAAUAAUAAUAAUAUAAUAUGCCAUUUAGCAGACGCUUUUAUCCAAAGCGACUUACAGUCAUGCGUGCAUACAUUUUUGUGUGGUCCCGGGGAUCGAACCCACUACCUUGGCGUUACAAGCGCCGUGCUCUACCAGCUGAGCUACAGAGGACCACACAUGAUUUCACCUGUCUCUUUCUUUCAUUAUCUUAAGGUCACACUACCCCAUGUGACUUCCCCAUACUCUUUGUGCUGGUUCCUCCCACACCAAUAAUAAUUUAACCCUUGAAUUUUAAUAGUGAUCCCUUCCUGCAUUUUAGUUAUGGUUCCUGCCUGUGCAAGAAUAUACAUUUUAAUCCUGUCUAUAUCCCUUCUAUGUCUUGUUCUUCUGCUCUUUACUAUUAUCAGUACCCCAUUCCCCUUAUUCUCAGGGAACUAGUCAAGUGCAGAAAAAUCAAUGAUGGGAUAUCUGGUGCGUCUUGAAUGUCUGGAAUAUCUCGAAGAUCUAGAAGGUCUCGAAGAUCUGCCCCUCCACCGAGGGAAUCAGCAAGAACACGUAGCUCAUCAGUAAUUGCCAUCCUGACCCAUCUGAUUCUCGCCAGCAUCCUCAGCUCUCUCAUCUCUCAGUCAUCGGUUCCCUCACUCUGGUACAAUGGUUUAGAUGAUACCAGGUCACGCUCCCCUCUAUCCGUACCGCCGUUGGUGUAACCUGGACGCCGAUGUAUGGUCACUUUAGCUGUUCAUCUUCUUCCGUCACUAGGGUCUCCGGAUCAGCCAGAGUCCCUCUCAAUCUAUCGACAUCGGUCUGCGAAGAGUGUCCUUCUACCAGCCUACCCAUAGGGAAGCUCGGAGUCACUGCUGCAAAGACACACAAACACAGACAAACACAAAAGACAACAAUGCUACCCAAUGGCAGGCCGUCUUCCUCUCCUGGGGUUGGAACACUCCUAUAGUGGGAAACAUGGAUCUAAGUAUCGGUCUCUCCCACUUUUACCAUCAUUGAGGUAGCCAACAACACCUGGUAUGGGCCCCUCCACAUAGGGUCUUUCCAGGUCUUUCUUCUGUAGUCUUUUGCCAUCACAUAGUCUCCAGGGCGCAGAAAAUACUCAGAUUCUCCUACUCAGUUGGGCAGAGUUAUCUUCACCCAUGAAAAUAAAAUCUUAAGAACAUUGUUAGGUUAGGUGAGACACAGUAUGCUACUUAUGUCCUCUCAUCCGUCAAGAGAAGCCUUGAGAUUAUGAAGCGCACCUCUUCCAGCUUGUUGUAGUCCACUCAUUUCAUAGACAUACCACCUCUACACCCUGCCUCCUAUCACAAAAACAAAAAAAAGAUUUAACCUAACCCAUAACACAUUAUUACUACUGCUCAUAUCCUUAAUACACCUUGCAUAUUUCCCCACAAAACCAUUAUAAAACAUUAAAACCUCUGUAAGCCCAACUUCCCCCCUAGGACACAUGCAUCACAUCGUGAUUCAUGUGUUCAAAAAACAAAACAACAACAAUAUUGUCUAUCAAACCAAAAAUAAUAACUAAACUUAAAAUGACAACCUUUGAGCAUAUCUUUACUUAACUGUAUCCCAUAACACUAUUCAAGGAAUACCUCUCCUUCAGGACUAACUCUCUCACUUCAUCCUUGUCCUGUUUGGACUAAUAUAUAGGAUUUUUUCCAAAUUAUAAACUUCUUCACAAUUAUCCUUAUUAUAUCUAACCCCCAAUUCAGCAUUCCUCUAGGAUUUACAGUGCGGGUGAUCAGGUCACACUAUAAAGCCAGGACAGAUUGCAGAGGUCAUUGAAAUCAUUCAAUGAAUUGUUCCAUCCAAUAGUAUACUACUCAUUAACAACCAUCAAAACAUUUCAUAAAUGUUGUAUCCCGAGCAUACUGUAAGUCCUUAGUACAGCUCUUUUCAAAAUAAAUCACACGUAUUUACUUAUCCCUCAGUAAAUAAAAACCCAAAUUACAUGUGUUUGCCCCUUUAAGAUAUUUCACUUCUAUCCCGUGAAAAAAACUAAAAUACAAAUAAAAAUCCUAUACAGCUAACAUUUCAUACUAAGUGGGUUGUUUGUGGUUAUUUAAACACCAUAUAGUAAAACAAUAAACAAACAAAAAUGACCAGGCCCUAUUUAUAGUCUCUGAAAGUAUUUCAAAGAAAAGAGAAAAUCACUACCCCCUUUUUCCUGGAAGAAAAAGUACACAUUUAGUUAGUUUACAUUUUGAUACCUCCUAACCAGUCCAAACAAUCGAAAUUCGAAAUUCUCUAUUCCCACAUCUACUCCUACUCAGAAAACCCUCAAGAACAUCACUUGUGACUGCUCCCUUCCCCGAUGAAUUCCACAAUCCAGAGCACAUAAAACAACAUAAAGUCCCAUAAGAUUUCAACCCCCGAGGCUUUUCCGUAACCUCAAAUACAGUCAAUUUCUCCGUGUAAGGAAUCAGUGAAAUUUGAUCGCAAGUAUCUAUUAAAAUGUUGUUUGAGACGUGGGUCUCCUACAUUUCCUUCAUCAUUCAUUCUGUAUGGGAUUUUCAUCAAUCCCAGAAAAGACUCCCAACCAAGACACAUCAGACAUUUAUCAUGUUUCAUUAAGUGGAAUAUACACCUAUAACAUAACAAACCCAUAACCACUUUCCAGUAAUCUAAUAAUUUCAACCUGUUGCUUUGUUUUUAGUAAAAAUAUAAAUUGUUGUGUAACCAAUCCAGAACCCACAAUAAGUUAGUGCCGUCUCCUGUCCCCUAGUCCAAAAUAAAUGCUUCUCUAGCUAUCCUGAUUUGGUCCUUCCCACAAGUUCUAAGACUGCUGCCAUUCAGCCAAGCUGGGCCCAUUCCCUUGCCAAUUACCAUGUUGUGGUUGCCUAGGCCAUCACGGCUUGGUAGGGCAAUCCCUUCUUGUAUGUCCUGAUUGACUGCACCCCCAGCAGACCCCUGGUCUUCUUGGUCCACCAUUCUGGUUUUGCCACUGUCCAAGGGAUUGUUGUGUGUACACAUUCACUACUGGUAAGGUAGGAGCUCUUUGGCCUUGCUGCUGAGGCAGUGGUUGUUGACCUUCCUGGACGACAGGUGUAGCUUGUGUUUUGUCCUUUCUUACCAUCUCUUCCAGCUGCAACUGUCCCAGUUUUCUCAGAAUCUCUCUCCAUUGCUUCACCAAUUUCCGUUCAUCCCUCCUGUAUUUCUCCAUUGCGUGUAUAAUAUGGUCGCAGAAUUCUUUGCGGGAUUCUGCCGUUAGUCCCACCACAUCUUCUAAUUGGCUUCUGACAGGGGUUGGCAUUGCUUCCAUCAAUGAUGUCCUGAACAGUAUUGUCAUCAGUGGAUCCCCCUCUGGAUCUCUUUCUGUUUCUUGUUCAGAGUUAGCAUACUGUUCAAGUUCUUCAUCCUCCUCAUUACUUGUCUUCUCCACAUCCUUUUUCCCAUCAUACUCUUGUUCAUCCAUCACAGUCUAUAUCUAACUGUGAUUGUUCUCCUCUUCCUGGUGUGAAAACCUGCUGCUUCCUUUUUUCUGCUUCUGUCUCUACAUUCCCUGUUAUUGAGACUAGACUCGUAACCUGAGAAUACUGCCCCCCUUCUGUGUGUGGUGGUGGUGUAAUUAAGCCAGCCUUUUUUGGGUCACUCUCCCUCUAUUGUUAUCCUUCUAGCUUUGUAUCAUUACUGGAUUAAUGACAUAUGUAAUAACUGUUUCGCAUUAGAUUGUGCCUUUUUCUGAUGUUGUAAUUGUAGCCUAUUGCAUUAAUUUAGUUUUAAAAUACAAACUUGUUGUUGAACAAAUCUAGAACCUACAUUAAGUCGGUACUAUCCCAUCAGCAUAAUAGUUAAAACUACCUACACUCCACUGGUCCACGUAGCAAAAACAAAUUAUUAUUUUAGAAUUCAUUAACUAUUUGCAUACAUCACUGGUAUCACGCAAACUAUAGAAUAAAGUAAUAACAAUUAGAGUUUGUCAAAUAAAUGUUUUCCAUCCAACUAUUCAGACUUGCUUCAAAUAUCUCUUUCAGCUCGAUACAGUCAAGCAAGUACGACUCUCUUUUACCCGAGAACUAAAACAUGGCAUUAGUAAAGUGUAUUCACAACCCAACAAUAACUAAUAGUAUAUUUGUAUUCAUAUUAUUAAAAGACGUUACUUUCAUUCCAGUCUACCUAAACAAUUCAAAUUAUGGCCAUAACUCUAUCGCAAUUGCCAGUCCGCUAUUCAAAUGUAUGUAACUGUCCUUUCUGAUUGGACUAUAGUCACUCCUCCCUCUUUCCCGUUGAAUAAGUGAGUCCUUCAGUCUGAAAAGACGCAGGCUGCUAAAUCGUCCAGUCUUAUCCUGACUGUUCCGUCAAUCUAAACAACCCACAACCAUAGUUGAACUAUACUUAGAAAACCUAGACUCUAAUCAGCGAUGUAGAAUCUAUGCUUUAUUGAAAUGACAAGUAAAUCCUCCUUUAUUCCAAUGAUAAUGGUCAGUAGUUUUAGUAUCUGGCACAUACCACACUUUAUCAGAAAAUAGCUUUACAGGACUAAGAUUUCACAAGCUAGAAGCUUUAGCAUUCAACAAGUCAAAUCUACAUUCAUUAAUUUGGAAACAGAUCUAACGAAUUCAAUCAAAUUGAUUAUGUUCUUUCCCCCUAUUAUACUAAAAUUCCUUUACUCACUUUUGCUUCAAAAUGAUAGAUAGUUAUCAUAAUGCCUACUCUUUUUUCUAUCAAAUGAUCUAUGUACUUUCUCCCACCCCUCACAUACGUCUAUGUUUUUGGGUGUGCAAAUCAGCACCUAUUAUUUUAUCCAAUCCCUCGUAAUAAAUUACACUCACAUAAAAUUCAUUAUAUUCUAAUAUAUUCACAUCUACCAAACCAUUCAUGUUUCUAAUGAUUCUUUAUUGCCACAAAUCAGUUAAUCACAAUCUAGUCUCAGCGGAACGAACAACAAAUUACCCAAAUCCUUCCCCUCAGUCAUAGAAUCCUCCCAGAAUCGUAUAGGCUGGUCACUAUUCACUGAUCUUACAAAAUUCUAUGACAGGCAUUGUUGUAGGAAACUCCAAGAUAUCAUUUACAUGAAAAGCUUAUUAUUCAAACGUAUAUAUAAUUAUCAUACACACCUCUAUAUCUCAUCAUUCAAACUUCAGAGUGCGACUCAUUUACACCAUUAUACCACUCUCAUUCCACAUUCAUACAAUGUUGUUCUCAAACGCGCUUAAUUACUAUUUGUAUAACCUACAGGAAUAUUUUAUUCUAUCAAAGGGCCCAAAUUUGGAAUGUUUAACCCUAUUCCAGUUAUUAUUUAACUGUAGUCAAUUUAUCACAAUCCUACAUCACCUCUAAAGUUUCCAAAUAUGUCAGAAACAUACCCUGAAAGAUUGACCAAAAUACAAUGCAUAGACGUCAUAUGAUCACACCGGUACACGUGACCUGUUCCUCCAACAGGAUUCCUCAUACCCCUCCUAGUAAUGUGAAUUUUCCACUCAGUUGGUAAAUGUAUAUCCCCAUAACAUUAAUUAUUCUCUUUCCUAAUGCGAGAUUGGGCAUACCCUUUCUCCACCAGGCAGAAGCUUCAAACGACCUCAAAUAUAGUUCCUUUCCUUACAGAAAAGGCUAUUACUUGCAGGAUUUCUUAUUAUUCUCACUCACACAGAUGAGCAGCCACUUGUGCCCAAAUGAAUCAGACAGUUGAAUGACUCACAGUAGCCCAAGCAAACCACUCAUCCACAUGAGAUGAUCAGACCUACUCUAUAUAACACUUUCUCUAUAUUUUGAAGCCUUAGUGGCUGUUUAACCCGUUCACCUACUCAGGAUGACCGGUGUUAACUCCAAUUUAUGUCACCUACUCCGGAUGACCUAUCCUUUUACCUGAUCGACCCUUUCUGAUUCACUUUCCCCGACACAAGAAAUACAUUUUUAUACAGGAUUUCUAUCUACCUAUAUAGCCCUUUAGGUGAUUCACUUCCUCGACACACGCUUACUGGACUUCUAUCUUACGCUUUCCUAAGCGACCUGUAAAUUCAGCCCUUUUUUCUGAUUUUUCGACACAGAAAAAAGCGGUAUUGCACAGGAUUUCUGCCUACCUAAGCAGCCCUCUAAACAAUACACUUCCUCGACACGUUUAGAGCGGUAUCUGUAGGGCUUUUUACCAAUUUAUUCUCUGAUCGUUCAAACAGAUGGACAGCCGCCCAUGCCAAAGCAACCCAGACAAAGCAAUCAGCAGGAUUAAUCAAAUGAAUUGAACAGACGGUUCAGACGAACAACAGAGUGACAUCGACAUGUAUUCUUAAAUCCAAAAGCUCCCAGUCUCUAAUUUUCUGGUUCUUAAAUUUGGAGAGACCUACUUGGUAUUCUGCAGCUGAGGCCGGGCCCUGGAUCGAACCACACAAACUUUAUACUAUAUUCUUACUAAGUAAGAACUUGGCUUACCUUUUUUUUUUUAAAGCGGCCGCUUUGUUUGUAUGGUCCGUCCAAGCCGUUUCACAGCCACAGAUGUCCACCGUCUCUGGUCCCUGUUUCCAACUCCUGCCAACGCUCGCCAUUUAUGGCGUAGAAAUAUUUGACUCAAAAGUAGCCAACUCUAAAAUAUCUCUCAAGAAACUGGAGCUUGUGAUUCCAAAAUGUAGACUUUAUUGUUGUGUAACAAAGCCGAGCUGCUCCAUGGAACACCUGCCUCUCCUUGGCUCAAAGAUCUCCUUUUAUACAAAUACAAAUGCAUAGUCAUGCUUACAUAGAAUAUACAGUUACCCCCUUAAGGCAAAUUAUUAACUUCUUUCAGUGCCACGUUGUUUUACUCACGAGGGCUACUUGCGCUUCUCUAAAUGGGGCCUCUGUAUCUUAUUAGUGGCGUAACUCAAACAAUUAUGUACAGUGGGGGAAAAAAGUAUUUAGUCAGCCACCAAUUGUGCAAGUUCUCCCACUUAAAAAGAUGAGAGAGGCCUGUAAUUUUCAUCAUAGGUACACGUCAACUAUGACAGACAAAUUGAGAAGAAAAAAAAAGAUUUCUGGCUCUCACAGACCUGUAACUUCUUCUUUAAGAGGCUUCUCUGUCCUCCACUCGUUACCUGUAUUAAUGGCACCUGUUUGAACUUGUUAUCAGUAUAAAAGACACCUGUCCACAACCUCAAACAGUCACACUCCAAACUCCACUAUGGCCAAGACCAAAGAGCUGUCAAAGGACACCAGAAACAAAAUUGUAGACCUGCACACGGCUGGGAAGACUGAAUCUGCAAUAGGUAAGCAGCUUGGUUUGAAGAAAUCAACUGUGGGAGCAAUUAUUAGGAAAUGGAAGACAUACAAGACCACUGAUAAUCUCCCUCGAUCUGGGGCUCCACGCAAGAUCUCACCCCGUGGGGUCAAAAUGAUCACAAGAACGGUGAGCAAAAAUCCCAGAACCACACGGGGGGACCUAGUGAAUGACCUGCAGAGAGCUGGGACCAAAGUAUCAAAGCCUACCAUCAGUAACACACUACGCAUGUAGAGGUCUGUAAUUUUUAUCAUAGGUACACUUCAACUGUGAGAGACGGAAUCUAAAACAAAAAUCCAGAAAAUCACAUUGUAUGAUUUUUAAGUAAUUAAUUUGCAUUUUAUUGCAUGACAUACAGUGGGGGAAAAAAGUAUUUAGUCAGCCACCAAUUGUGCAAGUUCUCCCACUUAAAAAGAUGAGAGGCCUGUAAUUUUCAUCAUAGGUACACGUCACCUAUGACAGACAAAUUGAGAAGAAAAAAAAAUCAGAAAACCACAUUGUAAGAUUUCUAAUGAAUUUAUUUGCAAAUUAUGGUGGAAAAUAAGUAUUUGGUCAAUAACAAAAGUUUCUCAAUACUUUGUUAUAUACCUUUUGUUGGCAAUGACACCGGUCAAACGUUUUCUGUAAGACUUCACAAGGUUUUCACACACUGUUGCUGGAAUUUUGGCCCAUUCCUCCAUGCAGAUCUCCUCUAGAGCAGUGAUGUUUUGGGGCUGUCGCUGGGCAACACAGACUUUCAACUCCCUCCAAAGAUUUUCUAUGGGGUUGAGACCGUUUCAUCUGACCAUAUGACAUUCUCCCAAUCCUCUUCUGGAUCAUCCAAAUGCACUCUAGCAAACUUCAGACGGGCCUGGACAUGUACUGGCUUAAGCAGGGAGACACGUCUGGCACUGCAGGAUUUGAGUCCCUGGCGGCGUAGUGUGUUACUGAUGGUAGGCUUUGUUACUUUGGUCCCAGCUCUCUGCAGGUCAUUCACUAGGUCCCCCCGUGUGGUUCUGGGAUUUUUGCUCACCGUUCUUGUGAUCAUUUUGACCCCACGGGGUGAGAUCUUGCGUGGAGCCCCAGAUCGAUGGAGAUUAUCAGUGGUCUUGUAUGUCUUCCAUUUCCUAAUAAUUGCUCCCACAGUUGAUUUCUUCAAACCAAGCUGCUUACCUAUUGCAGAUUCAGUCUUCCUAGCCUGGUGCAGGUCUACAAUUUUGUUUCUGGUGUCCUUUGACAGCUCUUUGGUCUUGGCCAUAGUGGAGUUUGGAGUGUGACUGUUUGAGGUUGUGGACAGGUGUCUUUUAUACUGAUAACAAGUUCAAACAGGUUCCAUUAAUACAGGUAACGAGUGGAGGACAGAGGAGCCUCUUAAAGAAGAAGUUACAGGUCUGUGAGAGCCAGAAAUCUUGCUUGUUUGUAGGUGACCAAAUACUUAUUUUCCACCAUAAUUUGCAAAUAAAUUCAUUAAAAAUCAUACAAUGUGAUUUUCUGGAGAAAAAAAUUCUCAAUUUGUCUGGCAUAGUUGACGUGUACCUAUGAUGAAAAUUACAGACCUCUCUCAUCUUUUUAAGUGGGAGAACUUGCACAAUUGGUGGCUGACUAAAUACUUUUUUUCCCCACUGUAAGUAUUUGAUCACCUACCAACCAGUAAGAAUUCCGGCUCUCACAGACCUGUUAGUUUUUCUUUAAGAAGCCCUCCUGUUCUCCACUAUUACCUGUAUUAACUGCACCUGUUUGAACUCGUUACCUGUAUAAAAGACACCUGUCCACACACUCAAUCAAACAGACUCCAACCUCUCCACAAUGGCCAAGACCAGAGAGCUGUGUAAGGACAUCAGGGAUAGAAUUGUAGACCUGCACAAGGCUGGGAUGGGCUACAGGACAAUAGGCAAGCAGCUUGGUUAGAAGGCAACAACUGUUGGCGCAAUUAUUAGAAAAUGGAAGAAGUUCAAGAUGACUGUCAAUCACCCUCGGUCUGGGGGUCCAUGCAAGAUCUCACCUCAUGGGGCAUGAAUGAUCAUGAGGAAGGUGAGGGAUCAGCCCAGAACUACACGGCAGGACCUGGUCAAUGACCUGAAGAGAGCUGGGACCACAGUCUCAAAGAAAACCAUUAGUAACACACUACGCCGUCAUGGAUUAAAAUCCUGCAGCCCACGCAAGGUCCCCCUGCUCAAGCCAGCGCAUGUCCAGGCCCGUCUGAAGUUUGCCAAUGACCAUCUGGAUGAUUCAGAGGAGGAAUGGGAGAAGGUCAUGUGGUCUGAUGAGACAAAAAUAGAGCUUUUUGGUCUAAACUCCACUCGCCGUGUUUGGAGGAAGAAGAAGGAUGAGUACAACCCCAAGAAUACCAUCCCAACCGUGAAGCAUGGAGGUGGAAACAUCAUUCUUUGGGGAUGCUUUUCUGCAAAGGGGACAGGACGACUGCACCGUAUUGAGGGGAGGAUGGAUGGGGCCAUGUAUCGCGAGAUCCAACAACCUCCUUCCCUCAGUAAGAGCACUGAAGAUGGGUCGUGGCUGGGUCUUCCAGCAUGACAACGACCUGAAACACACAGCCAGGGCAACUAAGGAGUGGCUCCGUAAGAAGCAUCUCAAGGUCCUGGAGUGGCCUAGCCAGUCUCCAGACCUGAACCCAAUAGAAAAUCUUUGGAGGGAGCUGAAAGUCCGUAUUGCCCAGCGACAGCCCCGAAACCUGAAGGUCUGUAUGGAGGAGUGGGCCAAAAUCCCUGCUGCAUUGUGUGCAAACCUGGUCAAGACCUACAGGAAACGUAUGAUCUCUGUAAUUGCAAACAAAGGUUUCUGUACCAAAUAUUAAGUUCUGCUUUUCUGAUGUAUCAAAUACUUACAGUGGGGGAAAAAAGUAUUUAGUCAGCCACCAAUUGUGCAAGUUCUCCCACUUAAAAAGAUGAGAGAGGCCUGUCAUUUUCAUCAUAGGUACACGUCAACUAUGACAGACAAAAUGAGAAAAAAAAUCCAGAAAAUCACAUUGUAAGAUUUUUUAUGAAUUUAUUUGCAAAUUAUGGUGGAAAAUAAGUAUUUGGUCAAUAACAAAAGUUUCUCAAUACUUUGUUAUAUACCCUUUGUUGGCAAUGACACAGGUCAAACGUUUUCUGUAAGUCUUCACAAGGUUUUCACACACUGUUGCUGGUAUUUUGGCCCAUUCCUCCAUGCAGAUCUCCUCUAGAGCAGUGAUGUUUUGGGGCUGUCGCUGGGCAACACAGACUUUCAACUCCCUCCAAAAAUGUUCUAUGGGGUUGAGAUCUGGAGACUGGCUAGGCCACUCCAGGACCUUGAAAUGCUUCUUACGAAGCCACUCCUUCGUUGCCCGGGUGGUGUGUUUGGGAUCAUUGUCAUGCUGAAAGACCCAGCCACGUUUCAUCUUCAAUGCCCUUGCUGAUGGAAGGAGGUUUUUUACUCAAAAUCUCACGAUACAUGGCCCCAUUCAUUCUUUCCUUUACACGGAUCAGUCGUCCUGGUCCCUUUGCAGAAAAACAGCCCCAAAGCAUGAUGUUUCCACCCCCAUGCUUCACAGUAGGUAUGGUGCUCUUUGGAUGCAACUCAGCAUUCUUUGUCCUCCAAACACGACGAGUUGGAGUUUUUACCAAAAAGUUAUAUUUUGGUUUCAUCUGACCAUAUGACAUUCUCUCAAUCCUCUUCUGGAUCAUCCAAAUGCACUCUAGCAAACUUCAGACGGGCCUGGACAUGUACUGGCUUAAGCAGGGGGACACGUCUGGCACUGCAGGAUUUGAGUCCCUGGGGGCGUAGUGUGUUACUGAUGGUAGGCUUUGUUACUUUGGUCCCAGCUCUCUGCAGGUCAUUCACUAGGUCCCCCCGUGUGGUUCUGGGAUUUUUGCUCACCGUUCUUGUGAUCAUUUUGACCCCACGGGGUGAGAUCUUGCGUGGAGCCCCAGAUCGAGGGAGAUUAUCAGUGGUCUUGUAUGUCUUCCAUUUCCUAAUAAUUGCUCCCACAGUUGAUUUCUUCAAACCAAGCUGCUUACCUAUUGCAGAUUCAGUCUUCCCAGCCUAGUGCAGGUCUACAAUUUUGUUUCUGAUGUCCUUUGACAGCUCUUUGGUCUUGGCCGUAGUGGAGUUUGGAGUGUGACUGUUUGAGGUUGUGGACAGGUGUCUUUUAUACUGAUAACAAGUUCAAACAGGUGCCAUUAAUACAGGUAACGAGUGGAAGACAGAGGAGCCUCUUAAAGAAGAAGUUACAGGUCUGUGAGAGCCAGAAAUCUUGCUUGUUUGUAGGUGACCAAAUACUUAUUUUCCACCAUAAUUUGUAAAUAAAUUCAUAAAAAAUCCUACAAUGUGAUUUUCUGGAAAAAAAAUUCUCAUUUUGUCUGUCAUAGUUGACGUGUACCUAUGAUGGAAAUUACAGGCCUCUCUCAUCUUUUUAAGUGGGAGAACUUGCACAAUUGGUGGCUGACUAAAUACUUUUUUCCCCCACUGUAUGUCAUGCAAUAAAAUGCAAAUUAAUUACUUAAAAAUCAUACAAUGUGAUUUUCUGGAUUUUUGUUUUAGAUUCCGUCUCUCACAGUUCAAGUGUACCUAUGAUAAAAAUUACAGACCUCUACAUGCUUUGUAAGAAGGAAAACCUGCAAAAUCGGCAGUGUAUCAAAUACUUGUUCUCCCCACUGUAGGUGUUUCAUUCUACAACAUAUGUACUAGAAAAUCAUCCAUAAUACACACAUACACACACUAUGACACACACACACACACCUCAUGACACAAACAAACUAUGACACACACACAUACACGCACUAUGAAGUGGUAAUGCCCGAGAAGCCGGUGUUUGGAGGAUAUAUUGGCACAGGUGUUGUUAGGCCCAAGACAAAGUCGAGCCAAUAUAUCCUCCAAACACCGGCUUCUCGGGCAUCAUCACUUUUAUACAAUUGGUUACCAACAUAUUCAAAUAAUGAUUUACAUAUUUUCAUGAAAACGUUAUUUUGAUUAAUUUAUUCAAACAAUUUCAUUCUUCCACAAGAUAUAGUCCCGACACAAAUCUAGGGUUGAUAGAGACGCGACCCAGUCGUUCAGUCUUUUUGUUCUGUAUCUAUGGACUCAACCCAGUCAUUCGUUCUAAAUGUUCUAUUGCCAUGCUGGCUGGCAACAUUCUUAUCCCUUGCUUGCGAGCUAGCCAACUAUGGCUAACUUACAGUCACCUCAAAAAGUGCAGCCAGAAUAAAAGCAAAGUAGCUGCAUUUGCAUUUGUUUAAGUUGUUUUCUAGUGACAUUUUAUUUGGAUACGUCCAUAAUAAUAAUAAUAAUAAUAUGCCAUUUAGCAGACGCUUUUAUCCAAAGGGACUUACAGUCAUGCGUGCAUACAUAAUGCAUGCAUACAAUGAGCUAAUGAGGCAUGAUUUCGCCUGACAUAGAAAAUGUGCUCUCUCGUCAGGACACUGUUGUUCAGAGGAGCUAGCCAACAACACAGCUACAGUAACACAAUCACUUCAAACUGAAGCUGGAAAGACUGCAAAUUAGCUGCGUUUCAUUUUACCUUUAUUCAAUUGACAUUUUUUUGUAUAUAUCCAUAAAAACGAUGCAAGCUGAUUCAUGAUUUCGACUGGCUGAGAAACACCGCCUGCCUGUCUGUCUCGUCCCGACUCCCGACACGUUCAUUACUAUGGGACAGCAGUAGAUCAAAUUUGAAUAUUGAAACAUUGUUGCAAAUGUCGGAGAGACAGACAGCAAAGUUUAUACAAAUCUCCACUGUUGAAAACGAAAUGUUAGUCUAAAAGAAAUGUGAGAUAAUAUCUAGAUGCUUUUUAUAAUGGAGAUCAAGUUUAUAAAUUGCCUGGCUGGGCUGAUGAGACAGUGGAUUGCGCAGUCAGAUGGAACAGAAUAAAUAGGCAUUUUAACGUCAUAGAUUUAGCCGGUGGCUAUUUGUGGAAUAGACACCGGCUGGAAUGCGGUUUUAACCAAUCAGCAUUCAGGAUUAGACCCACACGUUGUAUAAUAAUGCAUACACUACACUCACAACCAUUGCCAUACAGUUCUCUCCCACAUGUUCUAAUCUGAAAUGUGGCUUUUUAAGGUAUCGCUGCAGGAUUGUUGUUUUGCAAACUAACUGAAAAUAUGAUACUAUUUGUUUCAAAUCUUGCUGACAUAAUAUUGUAGGAGUUUCCAUAGCAACCAAAUUACUAUUCACAUCAAGGUCUCUACCAACGUCACAUCAUUGAUUCAAUGCAUGACUGUGGAUUAAGAAAAAGGUCCCUUUCUGCUUUUUAUGCACAAACAACGUGUAGGAACUCAUUGCUGUCAAUAGUGUACUGUAUAUGCAUAGCAUUACAGAAGGGCAAGUUCAUUCAUAAGCACAAAAAGUACUACUGUGUUGGUAUCCUAUACUGACUCUGUCCUUGUCACUUCCCACAGUGUUUCAGGUGGACUGGAGAAAACUCCUUCUUCAUAAAGGGAGACCUGGACUCUUUUGCUAUCGGAGGAGGAAGGUGGGGUCACUCACAGUCAUACCAAUAUGUCUUAGGUUAUGGUUUUCUUGAUGCUGAUGUUAUUUCUGUUUGCUUGACACGUACUGCACAUUGGUGCCACAGCUACACUACAUGACCAAAAGUAUGUGGACACCUGCUUGUCGAACAUAUAAUUCCAAAAUCAUCGGCAUUAAUAUGGAGUUGGUCCCCCCUUUGCUGCAAUAACAGCCUCCACUAGAUGUUGGAACAUUGCUGCGGGGACAUGCUUCCAUUCGUUGGGCAUGGGGGCAUUUCCAUGCUGAAACAGGAAAGGGCCUUCCCCAAUCUGUUGCCACAAAGUUGGAAGCACAGAAUCUUCUAGAAUGUCAUUGUAUGCUGUAGCUUUAAGAUUUCCCUUCACUGGAACAAAGGGGCUUAGCCCGAAACCAUGAAAAACAGCCCCAGACCAUUAUUCCUCCUCCACCAAACUUUACAGUUGGCACUAUGCAUUGGGGCAGGUAGCUUUAUCCUGGCAUCCGCCAAACCCAGAUUUGUCCGUCGGACUGCCAGAUGGUGAAGUGUGAUUCAUCACUCCAGAGAACGCGUUUCCACUGCUCCAGAGUCUAAUGGCGGUGAGCUUUACACCACUCCAGCCGACGCUUGGCAUUGCGCAUGGUGAUGUUACGCCUUGAUCACACCGACAGUGUUUUUAGGCAAAAUGGUACGCAGCAUCAUCUGGAUAUGUGUGCAACAAAAGUUCAACAUUCACCUUCUGCUACCAUUUCUGUCAAGCCAUCUAUGCAUACAGUUUGACGCAUACGUUCGAUAAAUCCAACGUAUACACCACACAGAACGCAUUGCAACUGCCUCUGCAACGCAAUGCUGCAAGGCUAAUGCAGCGUUCCAUUGGAAAGGAAUGUCCUUCUGGUGUGCCAAAAUGCAAUGACGCUGUCUGUGUGAUUGAGGCGUUAGGCUUGUGUACGGCUGCUUGGCCAUGGAAACCCAUUUCAUGAAGCUCCCGACAAACAGUUAUUGUGCUGACGUUGCUUCCAGAGUCAGUUUGGAACUCUGUAGUGAGUGUUGCAACCGAGGACAGACGAUUUUUACGCUCUUCAGCACUCGGCGGUCCCGUUCUGUGAGCUUGGCCUACCACUUCGCGGCUGAGCCGUUGUUGCUCCUAGACGUUUCCACUUCACAAUAACAGCACUUACAGUUGACCAGGGCAGCUCUAGCAGGGCAGAAAUGUGAUGAACUGAUGUGUUGGAAAGGUGGCAUCCUAUGACGGUGCCACGUUGAAAGUCACUGAGCUCUUCAGUAAGGCCAUUCUACUGCCAAUGUUUGUCUAUGGAGAUUGCAUGACUGUGUGCUCGAUUCUAUACACCUGUCAGCAACAGGUGUGGCUGAAAUAGCAAAAUCCACUAAUUUGAAGGGGUGUCCACAUACUCUUGUAUAUAUCGUGUAUGUGUCAAUAUGUUUAGGAGAACACAUUACUUUACUCUAAAACAAUGAACAAGGAACUGAGUUUCUCGCUCUCUCUUCCCCAGUGGUCACUUUGGCCUGUGGCUGGAUGAGAUGCUGUACCUGGGCAGGAGUAGCCCAUGUUACACCUUCAACAACUGCUGCCUCUCGGAAAGAGACGACUUCCACGUCAUGGAGCUGGAGGUGUGGACGUUCUGGUGA
Messenger RNA from Coregonus sp. 'balchen', 36946 nucleotides. The record is from the annotation of a GenBank genome assembly. NCBI's taxonomy places the organism in Eukaryota, Metazoa, Chordata, Actinopteri, Salmoniformes, Salmonidae.